This is a messenger RNA of Rhodamnia argentea, 2946 nucleotides long. Its product is annotated as triacylglycerol lipase SDP1-like. NCBI's taxonomy places the organism in Eukaryota, Viridiplantae, Streptophyta, Magnoliopsida, Myrtales, Myrtaceae. Bases 160 to 2604 code for a protein of 814 amino acids. The record is from RefSeq and is a predicted model, not a curated record. Gene Ontology annotation, biological process: lipid metabolic process. Gene Ontology annotation, molecular function: triacylglycerol lipase activity. The transcript is spliced from 3 exons.
UCCCUCCUCUUUGCGCCUUGUGCUCAUUGAGGUUUUUCCCUACCUUUCUUUGCUGUGGAUAGUGGAAGUCUGUAAGUUAUUCUUUCGUUCCUUAAGAACCUAUUUGAUACUUUAACAUACCAAAGCAUCCAGAGAUCAAGGGUGGUUGUUACUCAAGACAUGGAUAUAAGUAACGAGGCAAACAUUAAUCCGUUCUCCAUUGGACCUUCGACCAUUCUUGGCCGCACCAUUGCCUUCAGAAUCCUGUGUUCUCGGUCAAUGUCACAUCUGUCGCAGCAGCUCUUUCAUGUGGUGUUGGAUUAUGCGUUUAGGAUUGGGGGCUUUGUUACCCCCAUGAUAUCAUGGUUUCAUCCUAGGAAUCCACAAGGGAUAUUGGCAAUGGUCACUGUUAUAGCAUUCUUAUUAAAACGGUACACCAGCGUGAAAGUGAGGGCCGAAAUGGCUUAUCGGAGGAAAUUUUGGCGGAACAUGAUGAGAGCUGCAUUGACUUAUGAGGAAUGGGCUCAUGCUGCUAAGAUGCUUGAUAAAGAGACAGUGAAGAUGAAUGAAUCAGAUCUUUAUGAUGAGGAACUGGUAAGAAACAAGCUGCAGGAGCUCCGCCAACGUCGCGAAGAGGGUUCUCUUAGAGAUAUCAUCUUUUGCAUGCGAGCUGAUCUAGUCAGGAAUCUUGGGAAUAUGUGUAACCCUGAGCUUCACAAGGGUAGACUUCAGGUGCCCAAGCUCAUUAAGGAGUACAUUGAUGAGGUCUCAACUCAGUUAAGGAUGGUCUGCAACUCUGAUUCUGAUGAGCUCUCUUUGGAGGAGAAGCUCUCUUUCAUGCAUGAGACUAGGCAUGCCUUUGGUAGGACAGCUUUGCUUUUGAGUGGGGGAGCUUCUCUGGGAGCCUUUCAUGUUGGUGUGGUUAAAACACUGGUUGAACAUAAGCUUUUGCCUAGGAUAAUUGCUGGUUCCAGUGUGGGAUCUAUAAUGUGCUCUAUUGUUGCCACCAGGUCUUGGCCUGAGCUUCAAAACUUCUUCGAAGAUUCUUUGCACUCAUUGCAGUUUUUUGAUCAGCUGGGAGGGAUUUUUGCGGUUGUCAGGAGGGUCAGGAGGCAAGGAGCUGUGCAUGAGAUCAGACAAUUGCAGUGGAUUUUAAGGCAUCUUACCAGUAAUCUUACGUUUCAAGAAGCUUAUGACAUGACAGGACGAAUUCUUGGGAUAACAGUGUGCUCUCCGCGAAAACAUGAGCCACCCAGGUGCCUUAACUACUUAACCUCACCUCAUGUUGUCAUUUGGAGUGCGGUCACCGCUUCUUGUGCCUUUCCUGGCCUUUUUGAAGCCCAGGAACUAAUGGCUAAGGAUAGAAGUGGAGAGAUUGUUCCUUAUCAUCCACCAUUCAAUUUGGGCCCUGAGGAGAACGGUGGGGCACCUGGCCGUCAAUGGAGAGAUGGUAGCUUGGAAAUUGAUCUACCUAUGAUGCAGCUAAAGGAACUAUUCAACGUGAAUCACUUUAUAGUGAGUCAAGCAAAUCCUCACAUUGCACCACUAUUAAGAAUGAAGGACUUUGUCAGAGCUUAUGGUGGGAGUUUUGCUGCCAAGCUUGCUCAAUUAAUUGAGCUGGAGGUGAAACAUAGAUGCAACCAAGUAUUGGAGUUUGGUUUUCCUCUUGGGGGGAUCGCUCAGCUCUUUGCGCAAGAAUGGGAGGGCGAUGUCACUGUUGUUAUGCCUGCCACACUUGCUCAGUAUUCAAAGAUCAUCCAAAACCCAUCCCAUAUUGAGCUUCAGAAAGCUGCCAAUCAGGGGAGAAGGUGCACUUGGGAGAAGCUCGCCGCCAUUAAAGCAAACUGUGGCAUUGAGCUUGCACUUGAUGAAUGUGUUGCGAUCCUCAACCAUAUGCGCAGAAUCAAGAGGAGUGCAAAGAGAGCUGCGGCUGCUUCUCUUGGCCUCACUGCCACUGCCAAAUUCAGCGGGUCAAGAAGGAUCCCUUCAUGGAACUGCCUUGCUAGAGAGAACUCAACUGGGUCACUCGACGAAGAUCUCCUGGCAGACACCACUUCCUCAUUACAUCAAGGAGUUGGUGGAUCCUUAGGUAGGAAUUCCCGGCCCUAUCGCAGUGGACAUGAUGGAAGUGACAGUGAAUCUGAAAGUGUAGAUGUACCUUCUUGGACAAGAUCCGGUGGGCCCUUGAUGAGGACUAGCUCUGCUAACAAGUUCACUGACUACGUCCAAAGCUUGGACCUACACGUUGACCUAAACAAGAUCCCUAAUUUGAACUCCAAUGUUACCCAAAUGGGAGCAGAAACGCACUCACAGAGCUCGAGGGUGACAACUCCUGAUAGAACGUCAGAGAAUGCGGAGUUCGAUCUGCGGGACUUGAGCAAUAGAAGCAGCUCAAGCAUCACCGUGACCGAAGGAGAUCUCUUGCAUGCUGAGAAGGUUCAGGAGGGGAUCGUGUUUAAUGUCGUCAGGAGAGAGAACCUUAGUAUUUCAAACAGGAGUCAUGAUUCUGAGAGUUACAACUCUGAAGUCGCCGAGUGUUUGCAUCUCGAUUGUCCAGAAAAGGAGAUGGAUGGCAGCUCGGAUUCCGAAUGCGGGUCUGGUGGAGAUCAUGUGGAAACAGCCUAAGCCGAAAAAAAGGAGAGGAGAGAUUCAUGGUGCUCUGGUUCAAAUUGGUUCUGGUGUAGAUAGCAGAAAGGACCGGAGAAUCUCCUGACAGUUGGUUUAUACAUUGCAUCGCCUUUGUUAUUCGGCAUUCACCAUAGUAAGUGGUUCCAAUGCUUCUCUUACUUCAGAAGAACAGGGAGCUUAACUAAAUCAGCGCAUUGCGUGGGAUUGUAAUUAGCUGUGGCUGCGUUUCUAGGUCAGGAUACCGCACGGUUCUCCGGAAAAGCCCCAGCUUGUAAAUACGUUAACAUGUUCAAUGUGUAAUCUUGCCUUCAAGUGCAGCCAAGGACUCUAUUUCUCUCU